Vitis riparia (riverbank grape) is the source of this 1218-nucleotide messenger RNA. RefSeq names its product signal recognition particle receptor subunit beta. The record is from RefSeq and is a predicted model, not a curated record. The transcript has 7 exons. Gene Ontology annotation, biological process: protein targeting to ER. Bases 163 to 942 code for a protein of 259 amino acids. Lineage: Eukaryota; Viridiplantae; Streptophyta; Magnoliopsida; Vitales; Vitaceae. Gene Ontology annotation, cellular component: signal recognition particle receptor complex.
CUUAAGUUUUUAGGGUUUACAUUUGGCCUCCUACGGAAACUUGGGGUAGGGCCCUCUUUCCUCGCUGUAGUUGCUCCGGUGAUCGUCCGUGGCUCUCCUUUCAGGUUCUGAGUUCUGGGGAAAUCUGGUUGGGGCAUUUUUUAUUUACGUGGAGUUCUCCAAAUGGAUGAGUUGGAGCAAUGGAGGAUUCAGCUACAACAAUGGUCCCGUCAAGGGGCAGAAUGGUUUCAUCAGAUGCCCGAAACUCAAUUAUAUGCGGCUAUUGCUGUUGUGUUCGUCACAACCUUUUUUCUGUUAUCAAUUCGCCUGUUCAAGCGCACAAAAUCCAAUACCAUUGUACUUACUGGGCUUAGUGGAAGUGGCAAAACUACUCUUUUCUACCAACUUCAAGAUGGUUCGUCCCAUCUGGGUACUGUCACAUCAAUGGAUCCAAAUGAGGGGACUUUUGUGCUACAUUCGGAAAUAGCAAAGAAGGGCAAAAUAAAGCCUGUUCAUGUUGUUGAUGUUCCUGGGCAUUCUCGUCUUCGACCCAAACUGGAUGAGUUCUUGCCUCAGGCAGCUGGGAUAGUUUUUGUGGUGGAUGCUUUGGAAUUCUUACCUAAUUGCCGAGCAGCUUCAGAGUACCUGUAUGAUAUUUUGACUAAGUCGAGUGUUGUCAAGAAGAAAAUUCCAGUUCUCAUCCUCUGCAACAAAACUGACAAAGUAACUGCUCAUACCAAGGAAUUCAUCAGGAAACAACUGGAAAAGGAAAUUGAGAAGUUCCGCGCAUCAAGAAGUGCAAUAUCAGCAGCUGAUGUUGUGAAUGAAUUUACUCUUGGGGUACCUGGAGAAGCCUUUGCAUUUUCGCAAUGCCAUAACAAAGUCACAGUUGCAGAUGCAUCUGGUUUGACUGGGGAGAUAUCUCAGCUGGAAGAGUUUAUUAGGGAAUAUGUAAAGCCGUAGUUGGAUUUUCUGUCCAAUCUCUCAGUUAUUGAUGUUUCCAACGGAUCUUCUGUACAAUUUCGGGAAUUUGUAAUGUUUCUUCUCAGAGGGCUGAUUUUAUUUUCGUCAUUGAACGCAUCCUCAAGGAUGGUGCAGAAACAAAUUCAACUUGCCAAACGCUAAAGGGCCACAAAGAGAAGUGGAGAUAUCCUUCAGUGGAUAUGAGCAGUGUGUUUUAUUAACCUUAAAUAUUGAUAAGGCCCAAAUGCAAAUGUCAAAAUUCUGUGUGGAGUUUCA